Messenger RNA from Spathaspora passalidarum NRRL Y-27907, 6654 nucleotides. RefSeq names its product bifunctional carbamoylphosphate synthetase/aspartate transcarbamylase (gene URA2). Gene Ontology annotation, cellular component: cytoplasm. NCBI's taxonomy places the organism in Eukaryota, Fungi, Ascomycota, Pichiomycetes, Serinales, Debaryomycetaceae. Bases 1 to 6654 code for a protein of 2217 amino acids. The transcript has a single exon. The record is from RefSeq and is a predicted model, not a curated record. Gene Ontology annotation, biological process: L-glutamine metabolic process; 'de novo' pyrimidine nucleobase biosynthetic process. Gene Ontology annotation, molecular function: amino acid binding; carbamoyl-phosphate synthase (glutamine-hydrolyzing) activity; ATP binding.
AUGGUUCAAAUUGUAUCUGCCCCAAUUUCUCCACCAAUGGAAUCAACCGGUGACCGUUUAAUGACAUUGGAAACCCACGACGGGUUCGCCAUCCAAGGUUACUCCUUCGGUGCUGAAGUUGCCACCGCCGGUGAAGUCGUUUUCCAAACCGGUAUGGUUGGUUACCCUGAAAGUAUCACCGAUCCUUCCUACGAGGGCCAAAUCUUGGUGAUCACUUACCCUUUGGUUGGUAAUUACGGUGUCCCAGACUUGAAGUUAAUGGACGAUGAUUACGAACCAAGCUUACCUAAAUACUUUGAAAGCAACAGAAUCCACAUUGCCGGUUUGGUUGUUGCCCACUACACUGAAGAAUACUCCCACUACUUGGCCAAGUCCAGUUUGGGUCAAUGGUUGAAGAGAGAAGGUAUUCCUGCUAUCUACGGUGUUGAUACCAGAGCUGUCACCAAGAGAUUGAGAGAAAAGGGUUCCACUUUAGGUAGAUUGUGUUUGCUGAAGCCUGACUUGAAGUCCCAACAAAUCUUGGCCGACUGUAACCAACACGACUGGAAGCAAUUCUUUGAAGUUCCUGAAUACGAUGAUCCAAAUGUGAAGAACUUGGUUGCUAAGGUGUCUACUUCCAAGCCAGUGUUGUACACUCCAAAAGACGGUGCUAAGUUGGGUAAGAACGGCAAGCCAAUCAGAAUUGUCGCUGUUGACGUUGGUAUGAAGUACAACCAAAUUAGAUGUUUUGUUAGAAGAGGCGUUGAGUUAUUAGUUGUUCCAUGGGACUAUGAUUUCACCAAGGAAGAAUAUGAUGGGUUAUUCAUUUCCAAUGGUCCUGGUGAUCCAGCUGUUAUGCAUGAUACCGUUGAAAGAUUAUCCAAGGUUUUGGCUGAAGCCAAGACCCCAGUGUUUGGUAUCUGUUUGGGUCAUCAAUUGAUGGCCAGAGCUUCCGGUGCUUCUACUAUCAAGUUGAAAUUCGGUAACCGUGGUCACAAUAUCCCAUGUACUUCCACUAUUUCUGGCCGUUGUUACAUCACUUCUCAAAACCAUGGUUAUGCUGUUGAUACUGCCACUUUAACUCCAGGCUGGAAGGAAUUAUUUGUCAAUGCCAAUGAUGGUUCCAACGAAGGUGUCUACCAUGAAACCAAGCCAUUCUUCUCCGUCCAAUUCCAUCCAGAAUCUACCCCAGGUCCAAGAGAUACCGAAUUCUUGUUUGAUGUUUUCAUUGACUCUGUUAUCGAUUACAACAAGACCGGUGUCUACAAACAAGUUGCCUUCCCAGGUGGUGUUCUUGCUGAAAACAGAGCUGCUCAUCCAAAGGUUGAUGUCAAGAAGGUUUUGGUUUUGGGUUCCGGUGGGUUAUCCAUUGGUCAAGCUGGUGAAUUCGAUUACUCUGGUUCUCAAGCCAUUAAGGCAUUGAAGGAAGAAGGUAUCUACACUGUUUUAAUCAACCCUAAUAUUGCCACUAUUCAAACCUCCAAGGGUUUAGCUGACAAGGUUUACUUUUUACCAGUUACCCCAGAAUUCGUUAGAAAGGUUAUCCAACACGAACGUCCAGAUGGUAUCUACUGUACCUUCGGUGGUCAAACUGCUUUGAGUGUUGGUAUUGCAUUGAAGGAUGAAUUUGAAGGCCUUGGUGUCAAGGUCUUGGGUACUCCAAUCGACACUAUUAUCACUACUGAAGACAGAGAAUUGUUCGCCAAUGCCAUGGCUGAAAUUAAUGAAAAGUGUGCCAAGUCCGAAGCCGUCAACAAUGUCCAAGAAGCUAUCCAAGCCGCCAACAAUAUUGGUUAUCCAUUGAUUGUCAGAGCUGCUUAUGCUCUUGGUGGGUUAGGUUCUGGUUUUGCUGACAACGAAGAAGAAUUGGUCAGUUUGUGUAACAAGGCAUUUGCCACUUCUCCACAAGUUUUAGUCGAAAGAUCCAUGAAGGGUUGGAAGGAAGUUGAAUAUGAAGUUGUCCGUGAUGCCUUUGACAACUGUAUUACUGUUUGUAACAUGGAAAACUUUGAUCCUUUGGGUAUCCACACUGGUGACUCUAUUGUUGUUGCUCCUUCCCAAACCUUGAGUGAUGAAGAUUACAAUAUGUUGAGAACCACUGCUGUCAAUGUUAUCAGACACUUGGGUGUUGUUGGUGAAUGUAACAUUCAAUAUGCCUUGAACCCAUUCUCCAAGGAAUACUGUAUUAUUGAAGUCAAUGCUAGAUUGUCCAGAUCUUCUGCUUUAGCUUCCAAGGCCACUGGUUAUCCAUUAGCUUACACUGCUGCCAAGUUGGGUUUGAACAUCCCAUUGAACGAGAUCAAGAACUCUGUCACCAAGUCCACCUGUUCUUGUUUCGAGCCAUCCUUAGAUUACGUUGUUGUCAAGAUUCCUCGUUGGGAUUUGAAGAAGUUCACCAGAGUUUCUGCUUUGCUUUCCUCCUCCAUGAAGUCCGUUGGUGAAGUCAUGUCUAUUGGUAGAACAUUUGAAGAAGCUAUCCAAAAGGCUAUUAGAUCUGUCGACUACCAAAACUUGGGUUUCAACAAGACUGCUGCUUUAAUGUCGAUUGAUAUUGAUCAAGAAUUACAAACCCCAUCUGACCAACGUUUGUUUGCUAUUGCUAAUGCCUUGAGUGACGGUUACUCAGUUGACAAGGUCUGGAAGUUGACCAACAUCGACAAGUGGUUUUUGAACAAGUUAGACGGUUUAAUCAAGUUUGGUGAAUUGAUUGCUUCAUUUGGCCAAAAGGAAAAGUUGCCAUUGCCAAUCUUGAGACAAGCUAAGCAAUUAGGGUUUGAAGAUCGUCAAAUUGCCAAGUUCUUGGACUCUAACGAAAUGGCCAUCCGUAGAUUGAGAAAGGAUAACGGCAUCAUCCCAUUCGUCAAACAAAUUGAUACUGUUGCUGCCGAAUUCCCUGCCUUCACUAACUACUUGUACGUCACUUACAAUGCUGACAGUUCUGAUGUGGUCUUUGACGAACACGGGGUUAUUGUCUUGGGUUCUGGUGUUUACAGAAUUGGUUCUUCAGUUGAAUUCGAUUGGUGUGCCGUCAGAGCUAUCAGAACUUUACGUGAAAACGGUACCAAAACUAUUAUGAUCAACUACAACCCAGAAACUGUGUCUACUGAUUAUGAUGAAGCUGACAGAUUAUACUUUGAAACUAUCAACUUGGAAAGAGUCUUGGAUAUCUACGACUUGGAACAAAGUGCCGGUGUUAUCAUCUCUAUGGGUGGUCAAACUUCAAACAACAUUGCUUUGCCAUUGCACCGUCAAAACGUUAAGAUCUUGGGUACCUCCCCAGAAAUGAUCGAUUCUGCUGAAAACAGAUACAAGUUCUCCAGAAUGUUGGAUAAAAUCGGUGUUGAUCAACCAGCUUGGAAGGAAUUGACUUCUAUUGAAGAAGCUGAAGAAUUUGCUGAAAAAGUGUCUUACCCAGUGUUGGUCCGUCCUUCCUAUGUCUUGUCUGGUGCUGCUAUGAACACUGUCUACUCCAAGGAUGAUUUGGCUUCUUACUUGGGUCAAGCUGUUGACGUUUCUCCAGAUUACCCAGUUGUUAUCACCAAGUAUAUUGAAAACGCCAAGGAAAUUGAAAUGGAUGCUGUUGCCAAGGAUGGUAAGAUGAUCAUGCAUGUUGUUUCUGAACACGUUGAAAACGCUGGUGUUCACUCUGGUGAUGCUACUUUGAUUGUCCCACCACAAGAUUUAGACCCUGAAACUGUCAGAAGAAUUGUUGAAGCCACUGCCAAGAUCGGUAAAGCUUUGGACAUCACUGGUCCUUACAACAUUCAAUUCAUUGCCAAAGAUAACGAAAUCAAGGUUAUUGAAUGUAAUGUCAGAGCUUCCAGAUCUUUCCCAUUCAUCUCCAAGGUUGUUGGUACUGAUUUGAUUGAAAUGGCCACCAAGGCUAUCAUGGAUAUGCCAGUGACUCCAUACCCUGGUGAAAAGUUGCCUGAAGAUUACUGUGCUGUCAAGGUUCCACAAUUCUCCUUCUCAAGAUUAGCCGGUGCUGAUCCUGUCUUGGGGGUUGAAAUGGCCUCUACUGGUGAAGUUGCUACUUUUGGUAGAAACAAGUAUGAAGCUUACUUGAAGUCUUUGAUCUCCACUGGGUUCAAAUUGCCAAAGAAGAACAUCUUGUUCUCCAUUGGUUCUUACAAGGAAAAGCAAGAAUUAUUACCAUCCAUUGCUAAAUUGCACGAAUUGGGUUUCAAGAUUUUUGCUACUGCUGGUACUGCUGAUUUCCUCAAGGAACACAACAUUCCUGUCCACUACUUGGAAGUUUUAGGUAAGGAAGAAGACCAAAAGUCUGAAUACUCCUUGACUCAACAUUUGGCCAACAACUUGAUUGAUUUGUAUGUCAAUUUACCAUCAUCCAACAGAUUCCGUCGUCCAGCUUCUUACAUGUCCAAGGGUUAUGAAUCUCGUCGUAUGGCUGUUGAUUAUGCUGUCCCAUUGGUCACUAACGUCAAGUGUGCUAAAUUGUUGGUUGAAGCCAUGGCCAGAAAGAUUCCAUUAGAAGUUUCUAACCGUGAUGCUCAAACUUCUCACGGUACUGCUAUCUUACCAGGUUUAGUCGACAUUACUUCCUUCACCACUUCCUUUGAUGAAUUUAGCACUACCACCAAGAAGGCCUUGGCUGCUGGUUUCACUUUCAACUCAUUCUUGCCUCACACUCAAGAAGGUGCCACCGUUACUGACUUCACCAGUCUUGUUGAUGCUAUUGACAGUGCUGGUUCUGGUGCUUACACCGACUACUCAGUUUCUAUUGCUGCUACUGACAACAAUGCUCAAUCUGUUGCCGAUGCUGCUGAAUUAGCUGGUGGAUUAUACUUGCCAUUCCAAGACUUGUCCAACUCUCACAUUUCUGCCAUCACUGCCCACUUUGCCAACUGGCCAACUACCAAGCCAAUUGUCACUGAUGCCAAGACUACUGACUUAGCCAGUGUGUUAUUGUUGGCUUCCUUACAUAACAGAAGUGUCCAUGUUACUGGUGUCUUAUCUCAAGAAGACUUGGAAUUGAUCAAGAUGGUCAAGAACAAGGGAUUACUGGUUACUUGUGAUGUUGCUGUUCUUGCUUUGUUCUUGUCUAGAGACGAAUUGGACUAUGCAUUCUUGCCAACCAAGAAGGAUCAAGAAUACUUGUGGGAAAACUUGGCUGACAUUGACUGUUUCACUAUUGGUGUCUUGCCAUACUUGGUUGCCAAGGCUACUGGUAAGGCUGCUACUGCCGGUGUUGGUAUUGCCGAAACCAUUCCAUUGUUAUUGUCUGCUGUUAAAGAUGGUAAGUUGACCAUUGCUGAUAUCAUUUCCAAGUUCCAUGAUGAACCAUGUCAAAUCUUUAAGAUUCCAAAGCAAGAGGCCCAAGUUGAAAUUGAUUUAGACAGAUUUGCUGUAAUUGAAGACGCUUCCUACCCAGAGUUUAUUAACAAGUUGAGAUUAAGAGGUGCUAUUGAAAGAGUUAACUUGCACGGUGAAACUUCUGUGUUGGACGGUAAGGUUUUGGUUGAUAGUACCAUUGGUAAGAAUGAAGUUAUUCCACGUAAUAGAUUUGCUUCAAUUACUUCAGCUAGCAUUCCACAAUCGCCAACUCUUGGUCAAAAGUCAAGAUUGGCUUCCUUCACAUCCGACAUCCGUCGUCCUUCCUUGCUCAGAGAAACUCCAACUCCACAACCAGAGUUUGAAAGAUUGGGUGCCGAAUUGGUUUCCCAACCAGUUGCUGGUUCCUUAGGUGAAAUCGCUGCUUUGAGUGACUACAUUAGAAAGAACAACAACACUUUCUUGAGAAACUCACUCUUGUCUGUUAAGGACAUCACCAGAUCUGACUUGCAUGCUUUGUUUGCUGUUGCCCAAGAAAUGAGACUUGCUGUUGAAAGACAAGGUGUCUUGGAUCUCUUACAAGGAAGAGUUCUUGCUACUAUGUUCUACGAACCAUCCACUAGAACUUCCACUUCCUUUGACGCUGCUAUGCAAAGAUUAGGUGGUAGAGUUGUUUCUGUUGAUUCUAUCUCCAGUUCCGUCAAGAAGGGUGAAACUUUACAAGAUACCAUCAGAACUUUAGCUUGUUACUCCGAUGCUAUUGUGUUGAGACAUCCAUCUAGUGACUCUGCUGACAUUGCUGCCAAAUACUCUCCAGUUCCAAUAAUCAAUGCCGGUAAUGGUUCCAGAGAACACCCAACUCAAGCAUUAUUAGACUUGUUCACCAUCAGAGAAGAAUUGGGUACUGUCAAUGGUAUCACUGUUACCUUCAUGGGUGACUUGAAGUACGGUAGACCAGUCCACUCCUUAUGUCACUUGUUACGUCAUUACAAUGUCAGAGUCCAAUUAGUCUCUCCUAAGGAAUUGGCUAUCCCAGAAGAUAUUAGAAACUUCUUGAUUGAAAACAAGAUGUUGAAACUCGAAUCUGAAGUGUUGACCAAGGAAAUCAUUGCCAAGUCUGAUGUAUUGUACUGUACCAGAGUCCAAGAAGAAAGAUUCGAAGACAGAGAACAAUACUUGAGAUUGAAGGACACUUAUAUCGUCGACAACAAGAUCUUGAGCGAUGCCAAGCAACACAUGUGCAUCAUGCAUCCAUUGCCAAGAACUAACGAGAUUAGAGAAGAAGUUGAUUUCGAUCAAAGAGCUGCAUACUUUAGACAAAUGAGACAUGGUUUGUUUAUCAGAAUGGCUAUCUUAGCCAUGGUUAUUGGUGUUGAAUUUUAA